AUGAUGCUGCUAGUUGCGUUAUUAUAUCUUGUUGUUCUUGUUAAUAGUAAACCAAUCCUCCCAAUCAAAGAUUAUACUGUGACAAGGAAAGUAAUAUAUACACAAGAUGCACCAGCACCUGUAGCACCAUUUAACCAAGGUAUUCAAAUAAAUUAUAUGUUAUAUCUUACUGGACAAAUUGGUAUAGAUCCAAAAACUGGUCAUAUGAUAUCAGAUAAUGUUGUUGAUCAGACACAUCAAGUGUUAAAAAACUUAGAAGCAGUCUUAAAUGCUGCUGGAUCUUCAGUUGAUCAAUUAGCUCAUUGUCUUAUUAUUUUAACAAAUAUUGAAGAAGAUUAUGAAAUAGUUAAUCAAAUUUAUUCACAAUGGUUUAAAUCACCUGAAUUUUAUCCUGCACGAUCAUCAAUGGGUGUUGUCAAAUUACCAUUCAGUGCCAAAGUAGCUAUUGAAUGUCAAGCUUAUACAACUAAAGAAAUCUAA
Molecule: messenger RNA, 480 nt
Organism: Rotaria sordida
Lineage: Eukaryota; Metazoa; Rotifera; Eurotatoria; Philodinida; Philodinidae
Source: the annotation of a GenBank genome assembly